AUGUACCGUAUUGGACAUGCUGCAUUGUUCCCAGUUUUCCCGGUUAACUGGGCCUGUGGCUUGGGUCUAGCGCUCGAGGGGGGAGAACAGGGGAAGGGGAGAUUUUGA
Penicillium oxalicum is the source of this 108-nucleotide messenger RNA. RefSeq lists its product as uncharacterized. The transcript has 2 exons. NCBI's taxonomy places the organism in Eukaryota, Fungi, Ascomycota, Eurotiomycetes, Eurotiales, Aspergillaceae. Bases 1 to 108 code for a protein of 35 amino acids. The record is from RefSeq and is a predicted model, not a curated record.